This is a messenger RNA of Cuculus canorus (common cuckoo), 3866 nucleotides long. It is a transcript of the gene APPL1, whose product is annotated as adaptor protein, phosphotyrosine interacting with PH domain and leucine zipper 1. The transcript is spliced from 22 exons. The coding region runs from base 86 to 2212 and encodes 708 amino acids. Gene Ontology annotation, cellular component: cytoplasm; endosome membrane. The record is from RefSeq and is a predicted model, not a curated record. Gene Ontology annotation, biological process: signaling. Gene Ontology annotation, molecular function: identical protein binding. NCBI's taxonomy places the organism in Eukaryota, Metazoa, Chordata, Aves, Cuculiformes, Cuculidae.
GCGGGCGCGGGGGGCGGGGCGGGUCCCGUGAGGCGGGGGCGCGCGGGGCAGCGAGAGCGGCGCGGAGCCCAUCCCGGGGGCCGCCAUGCCCGGCAUCGACAAACUGCCCAUCGAGGAGACACUGGAGGACAGCCCGCAGACCCGGUCUUUGCUGGGAGUAUUUGAAGAAGAUGCUGCUGCAAUUUCCAAUUACAUCAAUCAGUUAUUUCAAGCCAUGCACAGAAUAUAUGAUGCACAGAAUGAAUUAAGUGCAGCAACUCAUCUGACUUCAAAGCUUCUGAAGGAAUACGAGAAGCAGCGUUUCCCGCUAGGAGGGGAUGAUGAAGUUAUGACCUCCACUCUACAGCAAUUUGCAAAAGUGAUAGACGAGCUCAGUUCUUGCCAUGCAGUACUUUCAACUCAACUUGCAGAUGCAAUGAUGUUUCCUAUUACUCAGUUUAAAGAAAGGGAUCUAAAAGAGAUAUUAACUCUAAAAGAAGUUUUCCAAAUUGCAAGCAAUGACCACGAUGCUGCCAUUACCAGAUACAGUCGGUUGUCAAAAAGAAGGGAAAAUGAAAAGAUCAAGGCUGAAGUUAUAGAAGAUGUGUAUACUUCCAGGAAAAAACAGCAUCAAACUAUGAUGCAUUAUUUCUGUGCAUUAAAUACUCUGCAGUACAAAAAGAAGAUCGCCAUGCUAGAACCCUUGCUAGGAUACAUGCAAGCUCAGAUAAGUUUUUUUAAGAUGGGUUCAGAAAAUCUUACUGAGCAGUUGGAAGAAUUUUUGACCAAUAUUGGCACAAGUGUACAGAACGUUCGCAGGGAAAUGGAAUGCGAAGUAGAAAACAUGCAACAAACUAUAGAGGACUUGGAAGUAGCUAGUGAUCCACUGUAUUUGCCUGACCCUGAUACUACAAAAUUUCCUGUUCACAGAAAUCUAACACGGAAAGCUGGAUAUCUUAAUGCAAGGAACAAGACGGGGCUGGUAUCUUCCAGCUGGGAGAGACAGUUUUACUUCACUCAAGGUGGAAAUUUGAUGAGCCAGGCAAGAGGUGACGUAGCUGGGGGACUUGUCAUGGAUAUAGACAACUGUUCUGUAAUGGCUGUGGACUGUGAAGACAGACGGUACUGUUUUCAGAUAACAUCUUUUGACGGUAAAAAGUCUUCAAUCUUACAAGCAGAGAGUAAAAAAGAUUAUGAAGAGUGGAUAUGCACCAUAAACAACAUAUCUAAACAGAUCUAUCUAAGUGAAAAUCCUGAGGAAAUUGCUGCACGUGUAAAUCAGUCAGCUCUGGAGGCUGUUACUCCAUCGCCUUCCUUUCAGCAGAGGCAUGAAAGCAUGCGGCCAACUGCACAAUCUCGUCCUCCUGCAGUUCGUACAAGCAGCACGGGGUCCCUGGGAUCUGAAUCAGCAGCUUUGUCGGCGCUUUCCUUGGAUUCCCUUGUUGCCCCUGACACUCCUAUACAAUUUGACAUAAUAUCUCCAGUUAGUGAAGAUCUGCCUGGUCAACUAAAAUCUUCAGGGCAGUCGGGCAGACGCACAAAUCCUUUUGGUGAAUCUGGAGGCUCAAAAUCUGAAACAGAAGAUUCAAUUCUUCAUCAGUUGUUUAUUGUAAGAUUUCUUGGCUCUAUGGAGGUGAAGUCUGAUGAAAGUCCAGAUAUUGUUUAUGAAACAAUGCGUCAAAUCCUAGCAGCUCGGGCCAUCCAUAACAUUUUCAGGAUGACAGAAUCACAUUUAUUAGUCACUUGUGACUGUUUAAAGUUAAUUGAUCCACAGACACAAGUUACAAGACUACGAUUUCCUUUGCCCAAUGUAGUGUUGUAUGCUACGCACCAGGAGAAUAAGCGCCUUUUUGGAUUUGUGCUUAGAACUUCAGGAGGGAGAGUUGAGAGCCGCCAAACUUCCAUCUGCUAUAUAUUUGAAUCAAAUAAUGAAGGGGAAAAGAUUUGUGACUCUGUCGGACUGGCAAAACAGAUAGCUUUUCAUGCAGAACUGGAUCGAAAAGCAUCAGAAAAGCAAAAAGAAAUAGAUAGAGUCAAAGAGAAACAACAAAAAGAACUGAAUAAACAAAAACAAAUUGAAAAGGACUUAGAGGAGCAAAGCCGGUUGAUAGCUGCUUCCAGCAGAUCGAACCAGAGCAGCGGAGAAGGACAAUUUGUAGUCCUUAGCAGUAGCCAGUCGGAAGACAGUGACUUAGGAGAAGAUGGAAAGAAGAAGAGAGAAUCUGAAGCCUAAUGUUGCCUACUUUAUUAAAAUGGAAUCAUAGCUAUAUCCAGUGAAAUGGCACAAGUUCUAUGAGCAGUGAAAUAGAGGUGGAGGGUCUGCUGUAUUAUAAAGACUUCACAAUAUGUAGACCCUAUUAUGCCUUGAUUUUUCUUUCUCAGUUAAGUGAUUUCCAUUUUCAUGUCAGUAUAAUUUCUCUUCUGUAUUCCAGAUGAAGCAGGGCGCUGCUACCAUAUUUAUUACAAAAUAAUGUUUUCUCAAGGCUUCUCUGCAGUUUGGAAAAAAACAUGGGGUUUUUUUCCUGCUUACUCCUCUGUGCAAUUGACUGCUUUUGAAGCUAAACUUAGAGCUCUUAUUGGACUUCAGCUGUACUGAAAUGUGUUUUUUACCCUCCAGCAAGGAAACAAAGUAGAUGGUCAAAUCAGACAGUGCUAAGCUUUACCUGGUUUGAUGCACAUAACUGUUCUUAGAUUUAGAAAGAAAACCCUUAUUAACAAGGGUUUCUUAAUGCACUGUAUGAUACUGGCUUGGGUUUUUUGGUGAAUGUAAUGCUAUGCUGAAAGACUUCAACAGGAGAAAAAAAAUACUGUUAGAUCUAGAUAAGAGCUGAGAAGACACAGUUGCACUUUGUUGCAUAAGGAGUAGAUAGAGCGCUCCUUAUCAAAUGAUAAGAAUAAUGUAUAUAUUCUUGUAGCACAAGUGCCAUGUUCUUAGUUUUUCCCCAGUAUGUGUAAUAAAAAGCUGUGAGCCUGAAUUCACUUUUUAUAAAAAAUGCUUAGAGUUGCAGGAACAUCUUGAAUUGCACCAUUUGAAAAUCUUAACAUGUAAAAUGCUUUGCCACCAAUACAUUACAUUUACUGAAAAUUAGUUAAGGCUCUUUAAGUCUUUCUGUGGAAAUUGAUUUUGCAAACAGAAUUUACUAGCUCUGAAGUAAGAGAUUGUGCUAAUCCUACACCCUAGAGUCAGUCCUGUCAAGCAUUUUUCAAAGCAGUGUCUGUUUACAGCUUGCAAUCUGAACUCCGUGUUCCAUACCCUGUGUAAUAUUUAUUUUGUAUAAUGCUAAAUGUGCUUUCACCUUUUGAUCCAGAAGAGAAGACUUCUUUAAAGAGAAAUAUUUAUUUUUGCACUAAUUACUAUAAAGACUAAAAUCCAGUGGAACAGAAGAUAUCUCUAAUAGUGGCAUGAAAAUAAGAGAAAAUGCAGGAAGAGAAGAAUAUGCUUAUACUUCGUUAUAUUAGUAACAGUUACGAGUGUUUUACAGUUCAUUGCAGGGCAUUUCUGGUGUUCAGGAAUGGAAGCAAUUUUCAGAGUAUUUCCCCGUCGGCUGGUGACAGCCCAGCCCUUUGUAGCUGGGGUUGCUUAGUGCUGACAAGGUGAGGAAUCUCAGGGCCUCUCUGCUAGAUGGCUGUCGGUGCCUGGAGGGAUCAGCAUCCUCAACGCCGCACAGGCAUGGGAGUGGCCCUGUGCUGGCCAGGGAAGGCAGACUCCUCCUGCGCGAUGUGCGCAAGAUGUGUGCAAGAGGGUCAGUGCAUCGGCUGCUGUCACUGGAGAGAUGGGGGAGCAGCACCUGCCCUUGCAGCACAGGGGCAAGACCAAGUCUGCUGCUAGCGCAACAGGAGCGAGAGCGGCUCUCAAAGCAGAUGUUACUGGCACCACGGCCGGUGGA